This is a messenger RNA of Eimeria necatrix, 1035 nucleotides long. RefSeq lists its product as hypothetical. The transcript is spliced from 2 exons. Lineage: Eukaryota; Apicomplexa; Conoidasida; Eucoccidiorida; Eimeriidae. The record is from RefSeq and is a predicted model, not a curated record. Bases 1 to 1035 code for a protein of 344 amino acids.
AUGGGCCUGGGGCGGUGGGGUUGUUGUUAUUUGCUGCAGGUGCGACAGAGUGCUGUACGGGGGCCGCCUGGUGCCCCCCCGCAGCCGCAGCAGCAGCAGCAGCAGCAGCAGCAGCAGCAGCAGCAGCAGCAGCAGCAGCCCUCAAAGUUGCUGGGGGUGUCUCCAAACAGCAGCAGCAGCAGCAGCAGCAGCUGCUGCUGCAGCGGCGGCAGGCUCUGGCAGGAGGAGCUGCAGCAGCCCGCUGCUGCUGCUGCUGCUGAGGCGCAGCCCUCCCGGGCCGCAGCCGAGCUCCUGCAGCAGCAGCUGCUGCAGCAGCAGCUGCAGCAGCAACUGCAGCAGCAGCAGCAGCAGGAGACAGACAGCCAGCGACCAGUGUCUCCUUUUGCUGCUCUCGACUUGCUGGGGGGCGCAGCGCCGCCGCUGCUGCCAACCGACAGCAGCAGCAGCAGCAGCAGCAGCUACAAGGAAUUUAAUAGAGAUUUUAAUCAAGAGACAAACUAUACGAGCUGGCAGCAGCAGCAACCCUGGCAGCAGCAGCAGCAGCAGCAGCAGCAGCAGCAGCAGCAAAGAGACGUUCCUGCCUUGCGAGCACCCGAGGCCAACCUCCUCAGCCUCCCCGCUUCCCCGAGGGAGCAGCAAAGCCCAUCUGCUGCUGCUGCUGCUGCUGCUGCUGCAGGAGAGGAACUUGGCGCUGCAGACGCUGGCGCGUCAGCAGCAGCAGCAGCAGCAGCAGCAGCUAGCAGCAGCAGCAGCAUGGGCCCCCCGGGGAGCGCCCUAGAUGAACUUGACGCCCUCCUCAGCACCAUCAGCCUGCAGCAGCAGCAGCAGCAGCAGCAGCAGCAGCAGCAGCUGGCGCCGGAGUGGUCCCUGCUGGACUUUUCGCAGUCUCCCAAUUUUGAAUCGCUGCAGUUGCAGCAACAGCAGCAGCAGCAACAGCAGCAGCAGCAACAGCAGCAGCAACGCCUGCAGCAGCAGCACCAGCAGCAGCAGCAGCAACGCCAGCAGCACCAGCAACAAGCGAAGGCGUGGGCCUGA